Acaulospora colombiana is the source of this 972-nucleotide messenger RNA. NCBI's taxonomy places the organism in Eukaryota, Fungi, Glomeromycota, Glomeromycetes, Diversisporales, Acaulosporaceae. The record is from the annotation of a GenBank genome assembly.
AUGGCCUUCGUGUACAUGGGUAAUCAGUUGACCGUAUCUGUGGCGUUCACGGCUAUUCAGAUCUUCUCCAUGAUAAAGAGCCCGAUGAACAUUAUCUCUGCUUUUAUUGCCCUUCUCUUGGGCACUCAAGUUGCAUUGGAUCGCAUCAAUAGCUAUUUGGAUGAAGAGGAAGUUCCUACUUUUGUUUCCAGUCUCUUAAAGGAGGAGGAAGCCAGAGAAAACAAUCCGGACAGGUCAACUGUCCCUACCACUGCACCUACAGAGCUCGAUACUCGUCUCGGGAUCCGAAAUGGGCACUUUAGGUGGAACCAGCCAGCGGAAGGUCCCGAAGAAAAGCCAAAGAAGGGUGGAAGUCGCUGGAAGUUCUGGCAGUGGAGAAUGAAGUCCAAGAAUAACGACAAGCUUCCGACACAUAAAGCUCCUGGCAAUACAAAUGGUACUCAAAAUGGACAAGAAGGCAAUACAACGCAGCCAAGCAUCCUCGCUGAAGCCCAGAGGUUUGAAUUGAUGGAUAUAAAUGUCAUUUUCCCGACUGGAAAACUGACCGUUGUAACUGGUCCAACUGCAUCUGGAAAAUCUGCCCUACUACUGGCCUUACUAGGAGAAAUGACUGCAGUAGAAGAUGGUUCCGUCAAACCCGAGAUUUUCUUGCCCAAGAACCCAACCCAACUCGAGGAGGAAAGUGGGUUGCGUAAUAGCAUCGCAUACUGCUCUCAGAGCCCUUGGUUGGAGCACCUCACAAUUCAGGACAAUAUUUUGUUUGGAUCUCCCAUGGAUCAAGAACGAUACAACCAAGUCUUAGAAUGCUGUGCUCUGAAACCCGAUCUGAAGAUUUUGGAAGACGGUGAUCUUACAGAGAUUGGAGCUCGCGGCGUCUCACUUUCGGGCGGUCAAAAAGCGAGGGUCGCGCUUGCACGUGCAGCCUAUUCACGAAGCAAGCAUGUCCUUCUUGACGAUCCUUUGAGUGCUGUA